UCUUUCUUUUCUUUUCUUCUUUUCUUUGCUUUCUCGGGUGCCCACUCGUUGUUUGUUGUGUACAUGGGUUGGCCCACUAGUCCAUCCACUUAAUCGUUCCUUCUUAUUAUAUUAUUAUUGAGUACCUGCCGGGUAUUGGGACUCUAUCGCUGUUCUCUCCUUUUGAUCUCAUUUUCUCCGGGACCCUCCUCACCUUCACACCAACAUGUAUCAGAUCGCAGCCCCUCUAGACCUGGACUACCUGAACCAGCAGCUUCUUCCUCGACAAUACGAAUCAGAGGAGGAAGAGACUUCGGAAUCGGAAUUGGGAUCCCAUGACCAUGCCUUCUCGCCGAUUAAGACGGCGGGCCCUUUUGAUUCCGACAUGAGUGCCGAUGAAGCAUCGAAUGUCCACUCACCCCAGUCACCAGCAGACAAGACCGCCUUUGCCCGCUUGUUGUCGACUUACCCAGCCACGGGCAAGUCCUCUCGGCCGGUCUCACUAGAUACCGUCAAACGGAGUAGUGGUACGACAUUUGUGCCGGAGUCCUAUAUAUUUGGCGACGAUGACGACGUAAUCAUUGAGCUGCCGUCGCCCGACAACACCUCCACGAUGCAGUCUCCGGUCUUCCUGCAACCUACUGUCUACCAGCCUCCCCAGUCACAGCACCCUCAGCGUCGCUCCCGGUCUUCUUCCCCGUGUUCCAUCUUCUCGGUCGACGACUCCGUCGAGGAAUCGGAUGUGUGUGUGGCCGAGCAGGUCACCAUUGUCGGGCCCGUUGCUAAGCCCAAUCUCAUCCUGAUCAGUCCCGUCACCGAUGGGCCCCUGGUGGAUGACCCCGAGCCCAUGUCUGCCAUCUCAGCGCGAACCGAGCCGGACCAUUUUGCGACGGGCAAGGGGCUGUACUCCCUCCACCAGGCGAUCAGAUCGCAGCCGCUCCUGAGCGAGAAACGGGCAGAUCCUGCAUUCCACCUGAAGCGUGGCAGCCUGCAAUUACAUAGCCGGUCUGCGAUGCAGCAUCCUCGUCGAGCGGACACCGAUCCUUUUGUCGCACCGCGCGCUCUGGCUGAUGUGCCCGAGGCGCCCCAGCCGUCCAGCAUGCGCUCGCAGUCGAUGGCUUUCCACCGCCCACAGACCUCUGCAGAGCAUGUAUCCAGCCGUGGACCCAAGGGGAGCAGCAGCAGCCACCUACGUCGACCUCCAUCCCUGCAGACUGUCCACGGGGGCUAUUCGCCGUUUCCUCCGCGCCAGACCUCCAUGCAUCCCGCCGAUGAAUUCCACAGCCGAUCGAUGUCCGUGUCUCACUCGUUCGGGGGCUCCGAUCACAGCCUGCCGCCAUCCCGCACCUCCAGUCCGAUGCCCUACUACUCCUCCCCCACUUUCAACCGACACCGCUCCGGAUCCAGCUUCAGCACAUCCAGCAUGUCGGGCCCUCGAGGAUUUCGGCCCCCAACGACGGCGGGCUCGCUUCUGCCCAGUUCGACGGCGUCUAGCGUGUACUCAGCCAGCAGCCUGCGGUCGGAAGUGGAGAGCGUGUACAGCCUGGAUUCGCCCGCCACGUCGGACGCCAAGACCGCGCGGCGGAAGAAGAGUUUUCGGUACAGCCGAAGCGCUAAACCCGCGAGUGCUGCCGAACCCGCCGCCGCCGCCGCCAAGAGUUCGAGUUCGAGUGGUUUCAUCGGGUUUAUGUUACGAGGCCGGAGAAAGUCCACCAUUCACAAAUAAUAGUUAAUGCGAGUUGACACGGGAUAUCUGGGGCCUCCCGCUAGUGUGUGUGUUUCAGCUUGACUUCUACUUCAUCCUCCUCUUUUUCCGUUUUCGGGAUUAACCGGUGUUCUUUACGGGGGCGUUCUUCUGGCGGUUUAGCGUUGUCAGGUUCUAUAGGGAUUUCUUGCUUUGGAUUGUACUUAAUCUGCCUGGCG
This is a messenger RNA of Aspergillus saccharolyticus JOP 1030-1, 1902 nucleotides long. RefSeq lists its product as uncharacterized. Lineage: Eukaryota; Fungi; Ascomycota; Eurotiomycetes; Eurotiales; Aspergillaceae. Bases 206 to 1705 code for a protein of 499 amino acids. The record is from RefSeq and is a predicted model, not a curated record. The transcript has a single exon.